CCUUGCAGCUUGCAGACUUGCAGUUUGCAGCAUCGCCAUCUCAUGUUUCAACCACCUGAGUCCAUUCAUUGAUUUUCAACCCACCGUUUCAUUCGCACAUCAUUGGUACCAGUAGCCUACGCGGCUACAUCUUGUUGCUUUGGCCCUCAAUUAUCAGUUCUCCAGUUCUCCUUGCAAUUGGACUAAUUUAAUAGCGUGUUGCGCCGAGGGUCGCAUUUAGCCGCCUCCAUUCGAGAAAAAUCUCUUGUCGACGUCCGGUCUUUGCCAGAUUUCCAUUUCAGCCUUGCCAAUCUUCAGAAUAUCCCUCGGUCUCCAAGUUUGCAACUCGUUUCGAAAGUUCCCUCUAUACGUCAUAAUUCCAACCGUUUUGUUCCCGUUCUACAUACCAAAUUUUGUUCAAGUCGCCUGUUAAUCGAGAUUUUGGUGCGGGUACUAACGGCGACGCCAUUCAAACAAUAUAGAGGCAUGUUUGCGCCGGUCGUCCGAUAAACCCUUAUACGUAUCGUAACAAACACCAGGGUGCAAUUUCUUUCGUUCGGACAUCUAAUCGUGCACGUAUUUCUCAAUCCGAGGAAAAAUAACCGGUCGAAUUUCUCCAAGUAGCCUCGCACCCGUCAAUUUUACGAUGCCUUCAGCUAGAAGAGUACGCCUCCUCAUGAUGGUAGUGCUCGCCGCUGUCAUCACCACCUUAUUCUUCACAUCCCAGAUGCGGUCGGCAAUUCCCCACGACAACCGGACAGUACAUGAUUUCUUUGGCAAGACUAUGAAUGGCUUAGGACCUCAAAAAGGUUCUGGACAAGUUGUGAUGAGUGGCAAAGGAACGACCGUUGAUUCUACAGUAAAAGACAAGGAUGGGGAUGGAUCUGUCGACGAAGACGACGAGCAGUUGGCAAAGGAGAUGGCCGAUCGGUUACGUGCUGCCGAGCAGAAGGCCAAGGACUUGGCUAAUGCUAAGGCGCCACUAAAGCCAGAUGCUCCGAGUGAGGUCGUUGGUAUAGGGAGUUCGGCUGGAGGGCAGAAGAAAGGCGCUUCCCAGGGGAACUCAAAGGAGACAGACGAGGAGAGCAAAGAGUCAGGGGAAGAUCGCGAGGUCGAAGCGACUCUUAAUAAUUUACUCAAGAAAUCAUCUGUUGUUAUUUUCUCGAAAACGUUCUGCCCGUAUUCUAAAAGGGCAAAGGGUGUCCUUCUCGAGAAAUAUUCUAUCGACCCCGCCCCUUACGUUGUCGAACUAGACGAGCAUCCCUUAGGCAAGCAACUACAAGCAAAAUUAGGUAUUAAGACGGGACGUAAGACAGUGCCCAAUAUCAUGAUCAAUGGCAAGAGUGUUGGGGGUAGCGACGAAAUUGCCGAGCUAGACUCGAGAAAGACCCUCAUUGAUAAGUUUAAGUCUAUGGGAGGGAAACAGUUAUCCAUGAAGGAGCGAUUCGUCGGGAACGCCAAAGAGAAGCAGAGGUAACGACAGGCACAUGCGGACACCUAAACAACAGUUUCUUCUCGGGAUAUCUUGGGGGUCACAUGAAUACGGAACGCGGUAAUACGGACAAACCGUUGUCAUCUGCAUGUAUGGCGUUGGGGUUUCUUUUACUAAGUACUAUUGUGUUGGGCAAUUGGGUCCGGCACGGUAUAAGACCAAGGCGUGGUCUUCGGCUUUUGCGUUCUAGACUUACAGCUCUAGGACAUUUCCCAGUGUAUGAUAAUGUGCUGAAGCACGUACAUCUUGUGCCUGUAUGAACAUAUAUAGGUACCUACCUACGUAUCCGGAUAGGGCCUUCGAGCCGGCUUUUGAGGAUUAUUUAUGGGGUAGUCUUCAUACGAACCAGUAAGCCCAGGGUUUUAAGCAAAUAUUCAGCUUGCGAAGAAUGGCGUUGGAGAUUAAUAGCAACUGAUGACGCAAAGAUUGAGAUGCGAUUCUUCUUUAGUUGACCGUAGUCCUCGCAAUCGUAAAUAGAUCGUGAUUGUAAGAGUGGUAUUGUAGAC
Molecule: messenger RNA, 1977 nt
Organism: Daldinia decipiens
Lineage: Eukaryota; Fungi; Ascomycota; Sordariomycetes; Xylariales; Hypoxylaceae
Product: glutaredoxin
Exons: 2
Coding region: 626-1456 (276 amino acids)
Biological process (GO): cellular response to oxidative stress
Cellular component (GO): fungal-type vacuole; cytoplasm; Golgi lumen
Molecular function (GO): glutathione disulfide oxidoreductase activity
Source: RefSeq, a predicted model, not a curated record